UCCCGCUCCUGCUUCCGGGCGGCGCGGCCGCGGGAGGCGGUAGUCCGGAGCUCGUGGCGGCGUGGCCCUGAGGCCUCUUUUCGGGGCUCCUCCUCCGCGCGCCCGGUGAGCUCGCCUGUCCCCGCGGGUCCCCGCCGGGUGCCGAGCCUGUAACCAGCCCCAGCCCCCUGCGGGGCGGAGCCGGUGCCCGCGGUCGCCGAGCCCCGCGUCCGUCCUGAGACCCGGGCCCUGAGGGCGGCCUGGGCCCCGCGUCAGGGUUCUGCCCGCGGCCGGCGGGGAGCCGGGGGAGGCCCUGCCGCCGCUGUCCGCGCAUCUUCUCCGGGGCCGUGAGCCGUGUCCGCACAGCGCCCGGUGGGGGAGGAGCCCGAGCAGCCCGAGGCCGAGGCGGAGAUGGCGGCCGCCCAGGGACUGUUGACCUUCGGGGACGUGGCUGUCAGGUUCUCCCAGGAGGAGUGGAAAUGCCUCGUGCCUGCCCAGCGGGCCUUGUACAGGAGCGUGAUGCAGGAGAACUACAGCAACCUGGUCUCUGUGGCAGUGUCUUCUCAUUACAAAAAAGAAUUGUUACCCCAGGAAGCGAUAAAAGACUCAUUCCAAAAAGUGAUCCUGGGAAGAUAUGGGAGCUGUGACCAGAGGCAUUUACACCUGAGGACACACGGGGACAGUGAGGAGGAGCGUGAAGGGCAGGGUGGCUCUCACGAAGGAAUGCAGAGUCACAGAAGGGGUGCCCGUGACAGACCCCUCCCUGUGGGUGGAGCCCAUCAGGAUGUGUCGGGGAGCAAAGCCCAACUUAAGUCAGUUCCUAUUGCUGAACAUUGUGUUACUGUGAGUGAAUGUCAUCAUCCCGUUUUGAAACAUAACUUUUCUCAAACAGACAGCUCGGAAAAUCUUAAAGUUGAGCAAGGACAUGAUUCUAAUAAUUUCAGUCAUUUUAAAUACAGCGAAGCACAAGACAUUCAGUCAUAUAAUUCCGAGGACCAAAGAUGUAAUGAUGAGAAAAUGUGCCAGUAUGUUGAAACUGAAAAUUGUUUCAUGAAAGAUUCAUUAUUCUUCGAUCAACAGGUAAUUCCUAUUCAAUCUCAUACACACAGUUUUCUUAACUAUCAGAGAGACUCUAUCCACCCAUCAUUGCUUAAUGAAUGUCAGUAUACAGACAGUGAGGAAAAAUCUUCCAUGUAUAAUAAAAGUAAGCAGGCCAUCAGAACCGGCUCUCUAUUAAAUAAUUGCCAAGGUAUGUACAUUCUAGAGAGAAGAUACCAAUCUGUGGAAACUGGAGUAACCUACAACAGAGGAUCAAGCCGUAGAGAACAUCAGAGAAAUGAGAUUCCUGCAAACCAUUCCCCAUGUGACAAAUGUGGACAACUCUUCCAGGAAUGUGACAAACCUUCUGAACAUUUCACAAAAGUGAAUAAACAUCACAGUAUUCACACUGAUGAGAAAGCUUGCAAAUGUAAAGAAUAUGUGAAUGCCUUUAGCGAAUCUUCCCUUUUAAGCAGUCAUGAGAUGAUCCACUCUGGAAAGCAACCAAUCCAACAUGACGAAUGCAGUAAAUCGUUCACUAAUUCCUCAGCUCUUGCUGUUAGUGAGAGAAUUCCUACAGGAGAGAAGCCUUACACAUGUAAAAUAUGUUGCAAAGCCUUUAAGUGGCGCUCAAGCCUUACUAAACAUGAGAGAAUUCAUUCUGGACAGAGACCUUACAAGUGUGAAGAGUGCAGCAGGUCCUUUACUUCUUCCUCAAGUCUUACUGUCCACCAGAGAAUUCAUACAGGAGAGAAACCUUACAAGUGUGAGGAAUGUGGCAAAGCCUUUACUUAUUUUGCAAGUGUUAAUGUGCAUAAGAGAAUUCAUACUGGAGAGCAUCCCUACAAGUGUAGAGAAUGUGGCAGAUCCUUUAGAUGGAGUUCACAAUUUACUGAACAUAAGAGAAGUCAUUCUGGACAGAGACCUUACAAGUGUAAAGAAUGCAGCAAAUCCUUUACAUCUUCAUCAAGUCUUACUCUUCACGAGAGAACUCAUACUGGAGAGAAACCUUACAACUGUAAAGAAUGUGGCAAAGCGUUUAAGCGGGGCUCACACCUUAGUCGACAUCGGAGAAUUCAUUCUGGACAGAAACUUUACAAAUGUGAAGAAUGCAGUAAGUCCUUUACGUGUUCCUCAUAUCUUAAUGUGCACCAAAAGAUUCAUACAGGGGAAAAACCAUACCAGUGUAAAGAAUGCAGCAAAACCUUUGCAUAUUCCUCGAGUCUUAAUUUGCAUGAGAGAACUCAUACUGGAGAGAGGCCUUACAAGUGUAAGGAAUGUGGAAAAUCCUCUCAGUGGCCCUCACACAUUAAUCAACAUGAGAGAAUUCAUUCUGGACAGAAACCUUACACAUGUAAAGAAUGCAGCAAGUCUUUUACUACCUCUGCAAGUCUUACUGUGCACCAGAGAAUUCAUACAGGAGAGAAACCUUACAGAUGUAAAGAAUGUGGCAAAAUGUUUACUUAUUCCUCAAGGCUUAAAGUACAUGAGAGAAUGCAUACUGGAGAGAAUCCUUACAAGUGUAACAAAUGUGGCAAAUUCUUUACUUGUUCCUCAAGUCUUAAAGCGCAUGAGAGAGUUCAUAGUGGAGAGAAGCCUUACAAGUGUACAGAAUGUGACAAAGCCUUUAAAUGGGGCUCUCAGCUUGCUGAACAUAAGAUAAUUCAUUCUGCAUUGAAACCUUACGAAUGCACAGAAUACAGCAAGUCCUUUACUUUUUCCUCAGGUCUUUCUGUGCAUCAUGGAAUUCAUACAGGAGAGAAGCCUUACAAGUGUGAGGAAUGUGACCAAUCCUUUAAGUGGGGCUCACAACUUACAAAACAUCAAAUAAUUCAUUCUGGACACAGACCUUACAAGUGUGAAGAAUGCAGUAAGACAUUUACUUCUUCCUCAAGUCUUACUGUGCACGAGAGAAUUCAUACCGGAGAGAGACCUUACAAGUGUGAGGAAUGUGGAAAAGGCUUUAAGCAUGACUCACACCGUCAUCGACAUCAGAGAAUUCAUUCUGGACAGAAACCUUUCAGAUGUGAACAGUGCAACAAUUCCUUUACGUCUUCCUCAAGUCUUAUUGUGCACCAGAGACUGCAUACAGGAGAGAAGCCUUACAAGUGUAAAGAAUGUGGGCAAUCCUUCACUUACUCCUCCAGUCUUACUGUGCAUGAGAGAAUUCAUACUGGAGAGAAGCCUUACAAGUGUAAGGAAUGUGGAAAAGCAUCUCGGUGGUCCUCACACCUUAAUCAACAUCGGAUAAUGCAUUCGGGACAGAAACCUUACAAGUGUACUGAAUGCAGCAAGUCCUUUAGGACUUCCUCAAGUCUUAAUGUUCAUGAGAGAAUUCAUACUGGAGAGAAACCUUACAAGUGUAAAGAAUGUGACAAAGCCUUUAAGCGGGGCUCACACCUUAUUCAACAUCAGAGAAUUCAUUCUGGAGAGAAACCAUACAAAUGUAAUGAAUGUGGCAAAUCCUUUACUUGUUCCUCAACUCUUAGAGUGCAUGAGAAAAUUCAUAGUAGAGGGAACCUUAAAAGUGUAAAGAAUGUGGAAAAGUCUUCAGUGAUUCAUUUAGUAUAAAUAAAUGCAAGAAUAUUGUAAGUGGAGUGAAACAACACAAGUAUAAAGAAUGGAUCAAAGCAUUUCUCCAGGCCUCAGUCCUUAGUAAAUGUCAGAAAAUUAAUUCUGGACAGAAACCUUACAAAUGCAUAGCAUGCAGAAAUUUUUUUACAUGUCCCUAAAAACUUAGUCUUCAUCAGAGAGUUCAUAUGGAGAGACACCUUGCAAAUAUAGAAUGUUGCAAAGCCUUUAUGCUGUGCUCAAGCCUUACUGCACACCAGAAAAUUCAUACUAGGGAGAAACUUGAUUUUUCCAAACAUACAGGAAGGAGUUUUGUGUAAACUAUACAUGUAGGGAACAUGAAAGCUUUUAUAUGGGAGAAAAGAAGCUAUAAGCUGACCAUGGCAAAGCUGUCAACUGUUUCUCACAUACUGUACAAAUGAAAAUUCAUAGUGGAGAGAAAACAUACUGAUAUAGUUAAUACAGAAAUAAUGUGGCCAAAGAAAUUGCCCUUAGAAACAUGACGGUCUUCAUAAUGUAGAGACUUUACAGGGGCAACAUACUGUUGGAAAGUAUUUAAGUGAAAAAUGUAAAGUAGCCAGGAAUGAACUACAUAAGAAAACUCUUAAGACACCACAUUUUUUAGAGGUUAGUCUCACAGUUAACAGGGAUCAGAUAAUUGACUUGGUAAUUUGUCUCAAUCUAAAAGGGGAUGUAUUUUCGAUAAUAUAGUGUCCUUCAUCCUCCAGUGCCGAUGCUGUUUGCAAGUUCCAGGCAGUUACCUGUGCUUCUUACCUACCAACUACAGAUUAGACAUUCCCAUGACCCUUGUUGGGUUUGACUAAUUUUCUAGAAUAACUCGCAGAACUCAGGAAAACAUUCACCAGUUUAAAGAAGGAUAUUGUAAGGGUACAACAGAGAUAAAGUGAUAUACAGGCAAGGUCUCCAAUAAAGGAGCUUCUGUCCUUGUGGAAGUUGGGGCCUGGCUCAGUGGCUCAUGGAGGCAUUCUGGUUCCACACACUGAGAAGGUCUCUUCAGGGGUUUUUGUUAGGCCUUCAUUGCAUAGCCAUGACUGAGUAAAUUCUCUAUUUGCUGGUUCAUCUUUCAGCCCCCACCACUGGGUGGUGGUGCAAAUGUCUCAUUAACGUGACAAGCCAACCAUUUCACCUUUAAGACUGCAAUGUUUCCAGGAAAUGUGGAUGAAGAUCAAAUAUAUCUGGGAAAGAUAUUCAUGUGAAUGAACACAUAAUUCGUAUGAUUCCUCUCACAUUGCCCCUUGAUGUUCAAAUACAAAUUCCUUACAACAAAGUGAACAUGCCUGUGAGAGUAAUGCCAUCUGGUAGACCAUUUCCACAACAGAACAGUAGGAACAAUGCAAAUAGCCCUAACAUAUCCAUAAGCCAGUGUGUAGGGGGUCAUUUAAAGAGACAACCCCUUUGUCCUGUAAAGCCUUAAGACCACAGUUUGUACCAGAUCGAUGUAACUGGCUUGCAGGCUGUCAAUCAGAUUGUCAUAUUCAAAAAAGCAGUGUUGGUCUUGGCAAACAUUUUCAACCUUCUGGGUGUCUGGUUUGCUUUUACUAAGAAUAUUCUGUUGCUCUGGUCCUCUCUUAAGGCAUUAAUAAAAUACUGGAUUUCUCUUCUUACGUAACCCAGUUACUCAUUUCACUACUCUCAGCUAUAAUUUCUCCUCCUCUCCAUUUGUCCUUUUUCUUUACCAAGACUCAACUCCUGUGAAAGCGAUGUUAGAUAUGGCUACUUACUAGUCCAGAAUACUGGCAGCAAUGUCUCUCCCGCAUUCCACUUCCACUCAUACAGGGUGGAGUUACACAGGUGCAGAGCUGGGGGUCUGUACCAGGCACUAGGCUGUGCAGCUGAGCUCACUUAGCCCCAAUUAUGCCAAAUGGGGUGGAGGUACAGCCCACCAGUCUCUCAAGAAUUCAGACAAAUGUUUAAGGGUGGGGAUCCAGAUUCUUCCUGGGAAAACUUCCCUGCUUCUGGUACCUGCAGAUGUAGCCCUGCAUCUGGGGCCACUGCAUCAGGCAGGAGAAAAGUAAAGUGAUGUUGGGAUGGACUGUAUAGUCACCCUAGCAUCCUCCCCAACCCCUCUACCCCAGGUCCCCCGAAAAUCAGAUUGACAUAUCCAGUGGGGACCCUCCCUUGGGCCCUGUCAUAUUCAGUGUGAGCACAUUAUUGAAGAUGUGUAAGCAACUCAAGAUGUGUAAGCAACUCCUGGCUUUAUAUCCCCCAUUUUAGACAGCGAAUGUUCCAACUGCCCAUUCCAAUUUUCUAUUAAACCAUUGCUCUGAUGAAGAAAAGGGACAUGGUGUGUCCAUCUGAUGUGAGGCCUCCUGGCCCAUUGUUGGAAACUGUGGGCUGGAAAACAUGUCCCUUGACCUGAGGAGAUGUACUCGCUAGUCCUAAUUGGUCACUUGUCUUUUGUUCCAAUCCUAUAAUCAUAUUUUGAGAGUUAUUAUCUACCACUGGGUAUGAAAAGCCCAUUCCAGAAUAAGUGUGUAGUGCACUGAGGGACCCAUUUAUGGCCCUGAGCAUAAGUGGCCUUGCUCCAGUGUAACGCACUUGCCAGCAAUGUGUGAGCCUUCCCCCUGGGGAAUUUUCCCCGUAGCCGCCUGCAGUCUUUGUCUUUUUGAUACAUUGAGUAGUUCUUGGCAUGUCUGUAUUGCUGCAGCUCCCCCAAGUCCUCUCAUUUCAUGGACCCAGGUGGCCACUUGAAGGGAACACACCCACAGGUCUCCUUGGUGGUUCCACUCACCUGAUCCUGGGAGAGGGCUCUUGUGGGCAUGCACUUGUCCUACUUUAAUGCACCCCUUUAAUUCCAGAGUGAUUUUCAUAAAUUUGUGGCUUGCUGUGGGAUUCUGUACUAGUCCUUUUCCCUUGCCCAUCUACUUGACCAUUAAUUCCAUUGCGUAUGGUCUGUGAGUCAGUAAAAGUCCAAACAUCGGGGCUUUUGUCAUAGUUUAGUUCUUCCAUCACUUCCAGGAGCACAGCAUGCAGUUCAGCCCACUGGGCUCAUCUGUUCUGACCUUCCUCGACCACUCUUACUCAUCUUAAGGAGAACGUUUCCAAACAAGACAUUGUCCAUCCAUCAUGGAACUGCCAUCUGUAAUCCAAGCAGCUCCUUGCUGUUAACUGAACUGUACAUGGCGCGGUGCGUCAGGGAUGUGCAAUGUCGGCCUUAGAGGAAAAGAGGCUGCCUGCUCAUGCACACAGUAUGGGCCCCCUUGCAUUCCCCUGCAGCUCCUCCUGUAUGAACCAUUUCCAUUCUGUUACGGAACUCUCGUGGGCACUGCCUGCAUUAAAGUAUUUCUCUGAUAUCACUCAAGAGGUUAUGGGUUUGUGAUGCUUCAAGGUCAUGUCCUUCAAUGUUUGAGGCAUGCGCAAUUCCCAACUGCAUGCUGAGAACUGUCUCAAAUGGUGUGUACUCGGCAGCACCGUCUGGGGUUUUUCUGACCCCAAGUCCCAAUAAUCCUUACUUGGAGGUGCUCAUGGGCUUUUGUCACAAGCUCCAGUCUGCAUGGGUACAGGGGGCAGACACUUCCAAAAUUAUACCUGAUUGGGAGGUCAUAAGGUCCCGAAGGUUUCAAGAGUGCAACUGCCUUUUGUAUGUAGUUCAGACUUGGCUGGCUUCAGUUCAGGUCCCCACACAAAAAAUAGCUUUCCUUUUGUGUCAUCUGAAAGAUGGAGAUAGGCGUGGAGUUUGCACCCUGAAAACCCCAAGUCAACAAACCAAAUGCUGCACCUUAUGUUUGUAUGUAGUGGUCGGUAGUGACAGCAGUUUACCAAUAGUCUCUGGUGGAAUAUCCCAGUGUCUUCUGGUCCAUAUUAUUCAUACAAAUUCUGCUGUUUGAGCAGAACCCUGGGCCUUUGGAGGAUUUAUUGACAAGCACUGGAUGUUUAUAUGUGUCACUGUGAUCACAUAAGGCCUAACCUGCUCCUGUGCUCCUAAUAUGUAUUGCUGCACUCGACACCUACACUGAGUCCAAGUUCCUCCUUACCAAGUAGUGACAAUAAGCUGGUGAGUUCAGAUAAUCCCGGUCACCACAGUAAAUGUGAACUGGGAUCCUUCCCAGAUGAGGGCAAACCGUAGCUCACCCUUCAGAGAUUGAAUACAGGAGAAAGAAUUUGGAAGAUCAGUGAAUAACAGUGUCCUUAAGCCUGCUAUGUUUUCUGUACGGUUGAGACCCUUUCCAGAACUGCUGACUAAGGCCAUGGCGGUAAAACUAUUUAAACCAUGAUAGUCUACUGAAAGUCCAUGAGCUGUCUGCCAUUUUCACAGGCCACACUGGACUGUACAGUGAAUUCUUGGGCACUACCACUUCAGUUUAUAUCAUGUUAAUAAAAUGGCGAUCUGUUUUUGUCUAUAAGGUGUUCUUCAAUAUUGCUCCGAGUUACCCACUUUUGUGGGCUGGGGUGUUUCUAAGGGUUCCCAUUUUAACAUACCCUGUCAAAACUGGCAGAGGCUAGGUCUACAUACCUCUUGUUUUACUGUGUUUGUAGGGGAAACAAUUGCCAGUGAGACACGUCCAUCCUAUAAUACAUUAAAACACAUGCAACCACUUCACACAAAAUCUCAAAUGUCCCGAUUUUAAUCCAGAAUUUUAUGUUGACCCAUCUACCAUUUCAUCCACAUACCCUCCCAAUCUAACAGUCCUUGAUUAAGCCUCACAAGUAGAUUUUGGAAUCACAGCACAUUUCGGCUCCCAAAAGGUUCCCCAGGAAAGUUUCUUCCCUUCCACCCAGCAACCCCUUCACCUCUGGCCAUAUUAUCCACACGUACGUACUCUCCGGUUGCUAUGUUGGAUGUGGUCAGAAACGCCUAAUCUUAUACUGGAUUAAUCUGACUGACCAGUGCCCAUGGGGAUCACUAGUUAGUUUUUCAUUGUAAUCAUGACCUUCGGGCUUUCAAAUUCCUGUGAACUGGGUUAAGUAUAACAAUAUUUUGAGCUUUUGUACUGUUGGGCAAACAGUGGGAUCUCAUGGGUCCAUGUAAUCUCCAUUAGUGCUUAAUUAAAACUUUUGUUUUAAACUCUCA
Messenger RNA from Manis javanica (Malayan pangolin), 8620 nucleotides. RefSeq names its product zinc finger protein 845 (gene ZNF845). Gene Ontology annotation, cellular component: nucleus; nucleoplasm. The record is from RefSeq and is a predicted model, not a curated record. Lineage: Eukaryota; Metazoa; Chordata; Mammalia; Pholidota; Manidae. Gene Ontology annotation, biological process: regulation of cytokine production; negative regulation of transcription by RNA polymerase II; regulation of immune system process. Gene Ontology annotation, molecular function: DNA-binding transcription repressor activity, RNA polymerase II-specific; RNA polymerase II cis-regulatory region sequence-specific DNA binding.